UCCUAGUGUGAGUAUGACCUGAAUCUGGAAGUAAUUGCACUCAAUAUGCGUCCGGGCAAAGCCAUGCCGUCUUCGCUUCCCUGUCACAUCCUCCGUCCUUCCUCCUGCCUUUUAUGUCCCUCUCUUUCUCUCUCUCAGCAUACGCAUACUCGGAGUUUCUCAGCUUAUCUCUGGACGUAAUUGCGGCCAGAUUCAUCCAGGCCUGCUUGUAAAAGCGGUCAUAUACAUCCAGGAAAGUCCUGGUGCGAGUACGGCUUCUGUCUUUCUGUCUCUGUGCGACAUUGAUUGGCAAUGAAACGACAAAUUCGCCCAGCAUGCUCCUGCUUCAUAAGAAGCGGCUCUCUCCCAUCUCCGUCUGUCGUUGCGACAGUGGGGAGAGGUGAGAGCACCCACCCCUUGACAAUGUGCGUAAGCGCAAAAGCGCACUAGCUCAAAUUCCAGUUUGAAAUCUUGUUGCGCCCGACGUCCGGACUGCAUAGCUCCUUCUGACGGGGAGCUCUUACCUCACUACUGUAGGAUGCACUCGCCAUCUGAAAGGAACUCUCAACUGUCUUUGAACCACAUCUCCUCAUCGCCUCCGCCUUCCUCCUUCGCUUACCCCAAGGCAGCGAAAGCGGGCAACCGCACAUCAUCUAGCACUGAUGCGACAUUCUAGAAGCACACUCAAACACACACACACACACACACACACACACACACAGAGAGAGAGAGAGAGAGAGAGAGAGAGAGAGAGAGAGAGAGAGAGAGAGAGAGAGAGAGAGAGAGAGAGAGAGAGAGAGAGAAGUGACGGGCCGGGAGAAGGGGGAGAGCAGGAGGCCGUAGUAGUUGCGGAAGAGAAAGAGGUUACUAAGUAUGUACCCAGAGUGUACACGGAUGAUUUCUGCGGCAGCAGCAGCAGCAGCAAAAAAAAUGCACAGACUGAGAUCGGCGAAGUCGGCUACAUGGUUUCCAGUCAUGGUGAUGGUGGUGACGGUGUUGCUGCUCCUUUUCCCGACAGGCGUUCGCUCUCGUGGAACCUCACAGUUAUGGGCUUCCAAUGUGGGGCAGACACGUGGAUAUGCAUAUUAUUAUGCUCAUACCGCGGGCGACCGCAACGACGCCCUCAGCAGGGUGGUCUCGGAUGAGGUCACUGACACCCGUUCCCCGAGGGGGUGGAAGGCGGCUGAGGCUCUCAGUACGACCGUCGUCUACACUGGGGUAGACGGCGGCGAAGAUCGGGCGAACGACGAUGCGAUGCACGACGUCCAGGCUGCCAUGGAUGAGGAGGAAGCCUUAGGGACAGAAACGGCAGCGCUCCAGGAACCCACCGACGAUGAAGACGGGCAAGCGAGUGCAUCGCACAACAUCUUUUCGACGUCGGCGUUGGGAUCCCAAAGAGACAAUGAUGACACGUCUCUUGUUCCGAUCAAAGAGGAGAUGGUGCCGGAUGAGACACGUGUCAUCACGCAGCAUGUGGGUUGCAUGAUCGCCAGAGGAAGGGGAAGAAAACUUGGCGCCAAAGUUAGCUCGGAACGAAGGGAGUUAAAUCAGAGAGAGGAUGGCUUGGCGGUGAUGAAUGGCAGUUCUAUGGGAGUUAUUGUGAAUGUUAGCGAUGGCGAAGGCCUAGCUAGGGAAUUGGAGAAUACCGGGGCAGAUGGCACAGGGAUGAAGAAGACUAUAGCGGUGACGGGCAACUUGUCGCUCGCGAAUGUGUCUGGAAUCCUGAUCAACGGAAUCAGGAAGCUGAUGGUGGUCGGACGCUGCGGGGAGGGUAGCAGGUGUAUAGUCUCCGGUCACGAGAGCCAGCAAACUUGCUUGAAGUUCGGCGGCGAUGGCGGCGGCGAUGGCGGCGGCGAUGGCGGCGACGAUGGCGGCGGGGUCGUGGAACUGUUAAACCUGGAGUUCAGGAACCUUUGCUUCGAGUUCAGCUCGCGGAAGGUGGGACUGUACAACUGCGUUUUCCGGCAGUGCGGCAAAACGUUUUUCCGGUUCGAUAGAAAUUUGACACAGGGCAGCAGCGACGCAGAGCCGGCGAAGCUUGUCAUAGAUACAUGUACUUUCCUGAAUACCAAUGGAGGGUUGACUCUGUACGAGUUACCUUCAACGGCGUGCUUCUCCCGAUCUGUCUUCGCCUCGACGAUCGAAGCUGACAUCUUGAGGGUGAGAACAACGUCCGGCAUCUUCCAGGAGAGGAAGCUCGGUAUCUUCAACUGCACGUUCGGGUACGGCACGGGAGACGGGGCCAACACUAUACGAGUGGGCUGGUUCCCCGAUCCCAGCUCUCAGGGGUCAGAGGAAGAAGCAGAAGGAAUUCAGCGCGCCGAGGGUGGGCGGGACACUCUUAUUGUCUUCAGCAACAGCACGUACAUCAACGGCAGUGCGGUCCACGUGCAGCUGGACGGGAGUAAUCACACACUUAACAAUCGGAUGUCGCGACUUAGGCUGCGCUUUUGCUCGUCGCCUUGGACCCAUCGUCCUUCCUUGAUUGUCGGCGGUAGCCGGCUUUUGGAAGAUCAGCAGGGCACGUCCAGCGCAUGCUGGCCAGCGAGGGCUGGUCUACUUAGCGUUGACAGCUCUUCCGCUUGUGCCGCCUGUGCAGGAACAGAAGCAUUCUGCAACUACACAGGCAACGACGGGACGAUGUUCCAGCUGGAUCCGCUCUCCCUCGGGAUCGCCGACGCGCAGCCCGUCGUGAAGAACAACGAUAGCAAUCCUACGGUCCUGAUGAUCCCCGCGAACAGAACACAAGCACUUCCACUUGUGUUGGCCGAUAAGCCGAUGGCGGGGGCGGGGGCGGCGGCGGCGGCGGCGGCGGUGACGGCGGCGAAUUGGAGGAACGAAAGGAGAGCUACGCUUAUGGCCAUUUUGGUUCCAUUUGCAGUUGUGAAGGUCGUAGCUACUGUAGCGGUAGCUGUGUGGUGGGUGAGGCGGCGGAGCAAUGGCCGCCGCAAGCUCAGGGCCCUUUCCCGCGAGCUGCUUCGCUUGCGGAUCUUCACAUCCAAGGAGCUGCGACAGGCGACAUCCGACUUCACGACGGUCGUUGGCCGUGGCGGGAGCGCGGUUGUCUACAGAGCGACUUUCGCCAACGGAGAUACCGCUGCCGUGAAGUGCUUGAAGCGGGAACAAUGGCUGAGCGAGAGCGAGUUCCUCUCUGAGGUUUGCACGCUUGGGAGGAUAUCUCACAGGAACCUUGUCCAACUUCUGGGGUUCUGCCGUGAGAAGGACAAGUACUUCCUGGUGUACGAGUUCGUGCCUAAUGGUAGUCUCAGGAAGUACCUGCACCCUUCUCCCAGCGACGGUAAUUCGCCAGCCGCAUCUCUCGAUUGGUCGACCAGAGUUCGAAUCGCAACAGAGAUCGCCACGGCAUUGGAGUACCUUCAUUAUUUGCUCAAGCCUCCACUCAUCCAUCGAGACAUAAAGCCCGAGAACGUGCUGCUGCUCGAGGACUUUACACCCAAGGUCGCGGAUUUCGGUCUUUGUCGGAAGCUCGAUGGGGUUGAGAGUGUGAUGGACCGCGUUGGGACCGUUGGCUACAUGGCCCCCGAAGUGUUGAUGUGCCAGAAUGUCACGGAAAAAGCUGAUGUCUACAGUUAUGGCGUGCUGUUGCUGGAGAUCCUCACCGGGAAGCGUCCGUUCGCAAAGGACUUCUCCCUGGUGGAGUGGGUCAAGACCAUCGCCAAAGACCACAAGUCGGUUGAUGUAAUUGUCGACCCCAGAUUGGAAGGAGCUUUCAACUCGGCGCAGCUGUACCUGAUGACUCUGCUGGCAAGAAAUUGCAUCCAUCGCAAGGCCGAGAAGAGACCAAACAUGCCGGAUGUUGUGCGAGCACUUGAGAAGAUCCAAGAAUUAAGCCGCCCUGAGGAUGGGAAUGUGCAGAACGUAGCGAAGGCGCUUGCCAAGAUUGAAGGAGCGAGGAUCGACGGCAACGGUGAAUCGAACUUACUCCUGGAAUGGCAGACAGAAGAUAGCCGUUGGAUGUCGGCAUUGUACAAGCCCAGAGGUCAUGUGCAUCGAGUUGACUCAGUUGAGCAUCACAUUGACGGAGGUGAAUCCGACCAGGAUGAGGACAGCUGUAGAGAUCAGACGGUGUACAGUGGAAGCGAUAGCAAGGAGCCUGGCUCUUCCAAUGACGAUCAUCGUAGUCGAAAGAUGGUGGAGUAGACAAGCCGGAAUACUAUCCAGUCUUCUCCUGUUAGAUGACUACUAGUAGUAUGUGUCCUUUUCAUGACGAACUAAUCAUCUGCCAGCGAAGAGGUGGAAGAGCAACCUCUUCAUGAUUAUUAGUACGUGCUUUGAUCUCCUCUGAUUCUCCUUGCGAGCCAAAAGGAGGAUAUCCCAUGACUUGCACCUGAUUCAGAGGGCCGUCGUUCCCACAAGUUGUCUGCUAUAUAUAUAUAUAGGCUCCACCAUCGUCAGCGCCUCCCAACCUUCCCAGG
Messenger RNA from Chara braunii, 4415 nucleotides. NCBI's taxonomy places the organism in Eukaryota, Viridiplantae, Streptophyta, Charophyceae, Charales, Characeae. The record is from the annotation of a GenBank genome assembly.